Messenger RNA from Plasmodium knowlesi strain H, 2472 nucleotides. RefSeq names its product nuclear polyadenylated RNA-binding protein NAB2, putative. NCBI's taxonomy places the organism in Eukaryota, Apicomplexa, Aconoidasida, Haemosporida, Plasmodiidae. Gene Ontology annotation, cellular component: nucleus; cytoplasm. Gene Ontology annotation, molecular function: poly(A) binding; metal ion binding. The coding region runs from base 1 to 2472 and encodes 823 amino acids. The transcript has 13 exons. The record is from RefSeq and is a predicted model, not a curated record. Gene Ontology annotation, biological process: regulation of mRNA stability.
AUGAUGAUGAGCAACAAAGAAGAAGAGAAAAAGUAUCAAAAUAUUAUUACGGAAAAAUUAAGGGAACUGCUAGGUGAAUAUGAAGUAGACAUAUUGACUGAGUACGUUUGGCACAUGGCUGGAAAUGCCAAAAGUAGCCGAGAGUUUAUAUGCAAUGAGUUGAAGGAUUUCCUUGGAGACCAUACCACCGUAUUUGUCAACUGGCUAAUGAAGCUAAUGGUUGAUAUAAAAAAACCAUUAAAGAGUGAUAGCCCCCCGAAGAAUGAGAAGUCGCAAAAAUCCGAAAGUGCCAAAGAUAGGCAUCACGGCGGGGCUUCUCGAUCGAACAGGAGUAGAGAAUCCAAAUCCAGACAUUCCGUCACUCAAGGAAGGAGAACGAAGGAACACCAAAGGGAUUACGACUCCAACAGAAGAGAUACGUCCAUUACAAGGAGGCGGUCCAGAAGCUUUGGAAGUAGGAGUAGCAGAUACUCGUUGAACGAUGCAGAUUCGUUUAACAGAAGGAGAAACAAAAAAAGACAAAGAGGAGGGAUAGGCACAAGAUCUGUAUCGUCCAGUGUGAACGCGAGAAAAUUCCAUUUCGACAGUAACCGACCUAGAUCAAAAAGAGGAGAGAAAGAAAUGGAUCGAAUAAAAGGAAGGGAUGAUAUUAAGUACAGAAGAGUCGGAAGAAGUGGAAGUAGCUCCAUAACCCCUAGUAGAGUGAUAUACAUGGAAAAGGAGGAAGAGAGAAAACAAAGGAAGGUUGAAGCACUCCAUGAAGGUGCUCCAAAAAGGAAUGAUUUGGAAGGAAGACGAAUGGAUGACAGCGCGGAUGAGUACAACUCCAGCGAAAAGAAGAACAAAGCCAUUCUAAAACCGAAUCCCCAAUUCGGAGGAGAUAACCCGAUUCCCUUUUUGCAGCCAUCCGCGACGGGUAUGGCGAAUCAGGAUAUGUCCAACUACCGCAUGAAUUACCCAUACGAAAACGUCGGUGCACAGCCUAGUUAUGAGAAAGGAAUGAACCCUACUGUUGGGAAUUACCAUCCUGGAAAUUACAUGCUAAGUCAACAGAAGCUAGUAGAUAAUAACACCAUAAGUGGUAACAACUUUAUACAGCCGACUAUGUUCAACAAUAGCUUCGCUAAUAAUAGACACCCGAACAGUGGUCUGCAUCACCCCAAUCGAAUUCACUUUAAUGCGAACAUGAAUAAAAAAGGUUCUCAUCCAUCAGCAAAUUAUGUGAACCCUAAUAGCACCUUAAAUCCCAGGAAUAAUCAACACAAUAUGUUUUUCCCGAAUAGCAUGACGAACCCAACUCCACCUCCUCCUUCGUAUAAUCCCCCCGUAUCGACGUAUGGGGUGUCCAAUUUUACAUCCGCUACGUUUACGCCUCCUUUGAAUACAAGACAGAAACAUUUGAAUGCACACCAUAUGCAGACGGAAAGGAUGGUUCCUAUGAAGGUUCAGCCACACAAUGGAUCCCACAUACCAAAUCAAACUUCUUCCACAUUGCAACAAAACGUACAAUUUGAUAAGGCCAAGAAUGAUCCGGCUAUUGUUAAGGAAGAUAUUCAAAAAAUCGUUGCAGACGAACAAAAGGAGGAAGGAUCAGCGGAACCAGGGGUUAACGGAAUUGGCGAAGGAAACCAAAAUUCGACUGGGCUAAUAAAUGCAGAUGCCCCCCAGGGACUCAACCCAGACGACCAAACGGAUGCAAAGAACAUCGUUGCGAAGAUUCCGAAGAAGUGCGCCUAUCUACCGAACUGUCAGUUUGGAGACAAGUGUCGUUACAUUCACCCUGUGGAAAAUUGUCGUAACUGGCCGUACUGCGCCUUCGGAUCCGAGUGCAUCUACAUACAUCCCAAUGUUCCCUGUAAAUUUGGUUUGUAUUGCGCGAACUACUACUGCAAUUAUUCACAUGACCAUGUGGACACAACGAAUUUACCGGAAGUUGGCAUGAACGGAUACUUCCUGAACAAAAAAUUAAUAAAUAAUAACGAUAAAGGGAAUAACGGUGGCGGCAACUUUGAUGAUAAAGUAGCCCAGAUUUCCAUCAGCAUGCCCAAGACCCCUCCAGAAAUGAAGAAGGACAACAGAACAAAAAAUUCCUACAACGAAAAUGAAUACCUACAGAGUAUGUUACAUGCAGAGGGACAAGAACUGAAUGAGAACAACAUGACACAGGAGCAUGGAGGUGAAAUUAAUGGGAAUAACAAUUUAGGAGAGGCACCUGGAGAGCAAAUCAUGGGAGAGGAACAGGGAGUUCAUCCCCUAAAUGAAGGUACGGAAAAUUAUGGGUCACUUGAUAAUGCAGGAGAUGAAUCCCGUAUACAUCAAGUUGAAGAAGAUCCAUGCAAUGAGACAAAUGAAAAGGGAACACUCGAUUACAACUGUUUCGACAUUGUAGUUAACCCGGACGGUGUAGGCGGGGUAGGAGCAGGAGAAGGAGAACGGAAAGAAGGGGCCAUAAACCCAUCGGAGGAUAAUUAA